ACAAUUAUGUAACCUCAGUGUUGGGGUGCACUCAUUUCAGUGAUUUGCAAGAGGAGAAGCCAUAAAACAUCUCACGCACGAGUGGAAACCUGCGGUGGAGACGAAAAAACGACGAUUCUUUGAUUAUCAUUAUUAUUAUUUUUAUCCAAUCAGACGGAUGCAGACACCGGGAUCCGGCUGGAGAUGCGGAGAAUAAUUUGCCACAGAUUCCUCUGCAUAGUGGAGGCACUAUCACAGACCACGUGAGAGGAAUAUUCAAUGACGGUCCCCGACAGACCGGCUCAUCUCCACUGGCACUCCUCUGCUGCUGACAUGGACUCUUGGACACUGUGCGCUCUGAGCUUCCCAGAAACGGAGCAGGAGGGAGGACGACACUCUGUCUGAAUGUAACCUUUGAUUUCUUUUUGGCGUUUUCUCUUCUUUUUCUGUUCUUUUUUUUUUUUGGUUUGUUUGUUUUUCUUCUUCUUCUCUCUAAGUCAGAACACUUGGGUGAGUAUGGCUUGGCCGUGCAUCAGCAGAGUGUGCUGCCUGGCUCGCUUCUGGAACCAGUUCGACAAAUCGGACCUGUCCGUCCCGCUCACCAUCCAGAACUACUCGGACAUCGCCGAGCAGGAGGUGCGGUCCGUCACCAAACAGGUCUCCGCGUCGGAGCGCGCACCCGGGAAUAACUACUCAACCCCGGAGCCCCGCGCCAAUAAAGGCUCCCCUCAGGCGCCCGGUGAUGGAGCGGGAACCCGGGGAUCGUUCAGGGCGCGGAAGGAACCCAGCUACAAGCCCCGGGAGGACUACCAGCCGCCCGGAGUGCCUUUCCCCAGCGUUACGCAGUACAAGCAGGAUUUCAAACCCUGGCCCAUUCCGAGGAAGGAGAAUUUCCCGUGGAUUAGUAACGGGGGCAGCAGGGCGGACAGUGUUUCGGACAGUCCGGUGAACAGUUACCACGUCCAGGAGAGAGAGGAGCGGGGCAGGGGGCAGAGGUGGGGGGAGCAGCAGGUGAUGGAGGAGAGCAAAACCAGCUCCUACAGGCAAGAGUACAGGCCGUGGACGGGGGUGAAACCGGCCAAAAGUGCGAGGAAAAACCCUCCAGCUCAGUACUCCAGUCCAGGGACAGAAGCCACCCACAUCCCCCGUGAGACCAGCUACCAGGCCGCCUACAGCGGGGAGGUCAGCAGGUCCACAGGUCUGCAUCAGGGGGAGCACACCAUCCCAUCUGCCGCCUCCUACGUACAACCUGCCCCGGUCCCCCACCCCGCCUCAUCUUCACCCUGCCCCUCCAGCCUCCAGCAGAGCAUCCUGCCCGAGAGGACCGAGCUCAGUGGAACCGCCAAGGGAGAGGAACAUCUGGUGAGGACCAAACUCCCUCCGAACCCUUCCGCUGUCUUUCAAAGCGGAUCGAGGGUCUUCAACAUCUGACAGCCGCUGCGAUUUCCCAACCAUUCCACUUUGACCUGUUUCGAUUUUAAGGAAUCAACAGGGGAAUGUUUUCAGUCCAUUCCACAACACAAGAAUCUAUGCAAGGGAAUGUAUUGUUGUGAAGCCUGUGGAGCUGCAGUGUCCCAAAGUGGAGACACAUAGAUGGACACCCUCCUUUUACACUCCUUCCUGCCCCCCGUUACUAUGGAAAUGAAUAUGCAUGUAACAGAAUAGUUUUGAAACAAGCUUUUUUUUUUUGGUUUUGUUUUUGCGGUUAUAGACGCACAAGAAACUGGCUGCUCUGUGUGUGUGUGUUUGUGUGUGUGAGAGUUUUUUUUGUGUGUGAGCCUGCUGAUUUGUCCCUUUUAUUGUACAUAAUGUUGAGUCUGCAUCGAGAGUGUGUGCUUACAGUACUAUGUUGCCCUUCGGUGUUGCUAGAAAUCUGCUCGAAAAUAAGUUAUUUCCUCAGUAAUCAAUUCACUUACUAUUUUGGGAGAGUAUUGUUCAGUCUCAUUUUGUAAAUCUAUUGUUAAAGAAAAGGUGCAAAUACACAAUGUAAGUGAAAUUACAAUAAAAGAUGAUUAGCUAGGUUCUUAGCACUUUCUCUCUGAAGCCUCCUUGGCUGCAUUUUUUUAUUUAUUUUUUGGUGAAUCAUUAGUCUUUUAUGGGAUCCUAUGAAUGGAGUCCUGAUUGCAAUAAUUCGCUAUUGUGCAAAAGGUCAGGUACUAUGAAAGCUGAUUUUUUUUUUUUAAUGUCAAAAUAAUGCAAUACUAUACUUAUGUUCUCUUUUUACCUUCAAUGCUCAAAGGACCAGCAGCCUCAGCGAACAAAAGAAAAUAUUUUCUGACUUAUCUAAUCAGUAUAUAUCCAUGCAGAAAGUUUUGGUUUUAAUUAAGCCCCUUACGAACACAAGAGAGGUGAGAGGAUUUUUAUCACAGCAUUAAAACUUAUUAUGAAGCAGAAGUUUAACAUUUUGGGGAAUACAUUUAUGUGCUUUCUUUCCGAGAGUUAUAUGAAAGGAUUGAUUGCAUUGUGCCUCUUAGGUAUAAUUCUAUAAUGAACAUAUCUAACUCUCAGCUAAGAAGUAAAUAAGUAUAUUUCCCAAAGUGUCAAACUAUUCUGGUAAAAUAAUUGACCGGCAUUCUCUUUUUCAAAAAUAUUGUUGUACUAUUCCACAAAUCUUGCUGUCAACAAUACUAUAGGAAGUAUUUCCUUUACAGAAAGCAUUUCCGAUGAAGACUAUGGACAGUGAGGAGACGAUGUUUAGAAAAACAGAGACAACGUAUGAGGCAGAAAUAUAAAUCUGGCACAUUUUAAACCUAGUUUUUUGCUUUUCAACUUGGAAUUUGAGUCAACUGGCAGUUUAACUCAAGGGUAACAACUACCUGCAUCACUGUCUCUGGUUUAAUGAACUGCACAGAAUUUAUUCUUAUCACAAUUAUCAAAAAACAAACUGAAAAAAAAAACAUGUUCAACACAAGUCAGGUUUGCAAGAAAUAUUUUUAAAAGUUUAUUAUAAGAAUAUUGAUUAUAUUUUUGGUUUGCACCGAAACAUGAAAAUACAAUGUUUAGGUUUAUCUUCUACACUAGUUUGAUUUGGUUCAACAGGCAUUAGAACCACUCAGCCCAAACACAUUCACUUGUCCAAUCAGCCACACAUUCACAUGAUGCAAAGCUCCACAUUAAAGAGAAUUACCGAGACAACACAACCUUGUUUGUAUCAACUGACAAAAAACACACACUAGCAUUCACUUACCAUCAAAUUCAUUGACUUCUGUGGGGAGACUACAUCCACUAACCACACAUAGUCAUAUAAACACACUCACUACUGUUGGGGCAUCACUAUUCGCAGGUGUCGAUAUUAGAUAAAAAAAUAAACAGUAUUUGAAAACA
Messenger RNA from Amphiprion ocellaris (clown anemonefish), 3303 nucleotides. It is a transcript of the gene map6d1, whose product is annotated as MAP6 domain containing 1. Bases 496 to 1410 code for a protein of 304 amino acids. The record is from RefSeq and is a predicted model, not a curated record. Gene Ontology annotation, cellular component: Golgi-associated vesicle; microtubule; cis-Golgi network. Lineage: Eukaryota; Metazoa; Chordata; Actinopteri; Pomacentridae. The transcript is spliced from 3 exons. Gene Ontology annotation, molecular function: calmodulin binding; microtubule binding. Gene Ontology annotation, biological process: cytoskeleton-dependent intracellular transport; microtubule cytoskeleton organization; regulation of microtubule cytoskeleton organization.